Molecule: messenger RNA, 1512 nt
Organism: Mesocestoides corti
Lineage: Eukaryota; Metazoa; Platyhelminthes; Cestoda; Cyclophyllidea; Mesocestoididae
Source: the annotation of a GenBank genome assembly
AUGUCUAAGUCUCGAGUCGAGGGUCUGAUCUCUACAUUCCCAAAGCUUGCAGAUCCAGGCAAACAACACACAUUUGUGGAGACAGACUCUGUGAGAUAUGUGUACCAGCCCCUAGAGCGCAUGUAUGUACUUCUCAUUACGACGAAGGCAAGCAAUAUUCUUGAAGAUCUGGAAACUCUUCGGCUAUUUGCCCGUGUGAUUCCCGAAUAUGCUCGUGGUUCCGAAGCCUCAGAUAUCGUCGAAAAUGCUUUCCAAAUAAUCUUCGCUUUUGACGAGAUCGUUGCUCUUGGGUAUCGGGAAAGCGUAACCCUCAGCCAAAUUCGAACAUUUACGGAAAUGGAUUCUCAUGAAGAAAAAAUGUUUAAUGCUGUGAGAGAGAAUCAAAUGCAAGAGGCCCGUGAAUUAAGCAAGAGAAAGGCUCGUGAAUUGCACCAAGCUCGCGUGGCCGCUGCUAAACAGGGCUUGCCUCCAAGUGCUGUAUAUAACAGCUUUUCAAGUGGCAAAAUGGAUUCCUUUGGGUCUACACCAAGCAUUGAACCAGCUGUGGACGACCACUCUACCCCCUUGCUUGGGGGUCAGCAGAGCACUUUGGACCAGCCAGUUCGGCGUGGAAUGCAGCUCGGCAGUCGUGGCGGUCAUAACAAAGUUGAAAUGGAAAAGCUGACCGACAUGCUCCGUGCUGAAGGGCCUGUGGCAGACCCAGUCAUUUCACGUCAGACAACCGGAAAGAGCGACACUCAUCCCCCAGUUGCAUCCAUACAGAACCUUCACAUUCGCGUGGAGGAGAAGUUGACGGUUCUGGCUGGUCGAGACGGUGGUCUGGAAUCGAUGGAGCUCGCGGGUGUACUGCAGGUCCGAGCUGGCGACGAGGAGGCCUCAAGAGCGAGGAUUCGUGUCGACGUUAGCGAGGCCACCACCGGCAAUGCCAAGCGCCCCCCCGCCUCUAUGCAGACGCAUCCCAACCUGGAUAAGAGAGUCUUCCAGACGAGCAACUGGCUGCAGAUUAAGGCCGGCGGGAAGGUCUUCCCUAUCGACCAGGAAGUUGGUGUCCUAAGGUGGCGCCUGCAGACUCACGAGGAGACAGCCCUGCCGGUCCUCAUCAAUUGCUGGCCAAACGAGAUCAACGGUGGCUUCGAGGUGAACGUUGAAUACGAGCUGCAGGACACCUCGUUGUCACUCCAGGACUUCUGCAUUACCAUCCCUCUCCCCACCACCACUAAGCCACCAAUUGUGGGCGCUUGUGACGGCGACUACGAGGUGGACUCGCGUCGAGGUCAACUCGUGUGGACUCGUCCCCUUGUCGACACGGACAACGCCACGGGCAGUCUGGACUUCACCAUCAAAACCGACCGUGGUGCCAAGGCCGAUCUCUUUUUCCCCGUCCAGCUGAAUUUCACCUCAACUGCCUCCUAUUGUGGCGUCAAGGUAACUGAGACCACGGAUGCCGACGAAUCACCUAUCAAGUUCUCAUAUGAGGCUAAUUUCCACCCGGACCGGUACGAGGUCGCGUAA